CGGAUAAGAUACAAGCCUGAUCAUAGACACAGAAAAGCUUCCAAAUAUUGAAAAAAAAUAAAAAUGGCUACUCUUUCAAUUCCACUCUCUCCAAACAGUUUCUGUCUCCGAAGUUUUACACCCAAAAGCCAAGUUUUUCCCAUUCCAAAACUCCACUCUUCCAUCACAAUCACUUGCUCUGCUAGAGAUGGUUCUGAAUCCAAAAGAAGCUUAUUCCAUUUCAAGGAAAUUAAGAAUGUAGCUUGUGGUAUUCUUGCUGUUUGGGCUUUGACUGCUACCUCACCUGUAAUUGCUGCUAAUCAGAGGCUGCCUCCAUUAUCAACAGAGCCCAAUCGAUGUGAGAAAGCAUUCGUUGGUAACACAAUAGGUCAGGCAAAUGGUGUUUAUGACAAGCCGAUUGAUCUCCGAUUCUGUGAUUACACAAAUGAUAAAUCCAACCUCAAGGGGAAGUCUCUCGCAGCAGCACUUAUGUCAAAUGCCAAGUUUGAUGGUGCAGACAUGACAGAAGUGGUGAUGUCAAAGGCAUAUGCUGCUGGAGCUAGCUUCAAAGGUGUAGAUUUCUCAAAUGCAGUUUUGGAUCGUGUUAAUUUCGAGAAAGCUGAUCUCAAAGGAGCUGUAUUUAGAAACACUGUAUUGUCUGGCUCCACCUUUAAUCAAGCUCAGUUGGAAGAUGCAGUUUUUGAGGACACCAUUAUUGGCUACAUUGAUCUUCAAAAGCUUUGUACUAAUACUUCAAUCAGUGCUGAUGGAAGAGCUGAGUUAGGAUGUCGAUGACCUCAUAUUAUCAUCUUUCACACAUUUCUUCUAUCCUUUGAAUAAACAAACGUAGGCUACUAUGUCACAUGAAGAAUUUUGUAAUAGAUACCCCAUUAAAUAAUUAUUGUUGUAAAGGAAUUAUAUAUGUGUUGAUCAUUGCUAUUUCUUAGUAUCUUGGUAAUUUUUAUUGAUUUUUGACCUACAAUUUAAGGAAGAAGGUAUUAUAUG
Quercus lobata is the source of this 984-nucleotide messenger RNA. RefSeq names its product Tetratricopeptide repeat (TPR)-like superfamily protein. Bases 64 to 774 code for a protein of 236 amino acids. The transcript has 4 exons. Lineage: Eukaryota; Viridiplantae; Streptophyta; Magnoliopsida; Fagales; Fagaceae. The record is from RefSeq and is a predicted model, not a curated record.